Messenger RNA from Aspergillus heteromorphus CBS 117.55, 2032 nucleotides. RefSeq names its product BCS1 and AAA domain-containing protein. Gene Ontology annotation, molecular function: ATP binding; ATP hydrolysis activity. Bases 217 to 1989 code for a protein of 590 amino acids. Lineage: Eukaryota; Fungi; Ascomycota; Eurotiomycetes; Eurotiales; Aspergillaceae. Gene Ontology annotation, cellular component: mitochondrial inner membrane. The record is from RefSeq and is a predicted model, not a curated record. Gene Ontology annotation, biological process: mitochondrial respiratory chain complex III assembly; protein insertion into mitochondrial inner membrane from matrix. The transcript has a single exon.
CCUAGAUGGCACAGCUGCUGCCUCUGCGCGUUUGUGCACCGUUGGGAAUGAAGUAUAAAGGGCCACCAGGUGCUCUUCUUCAAUCCAGGCUUUUCUCAUUCACUGCCUUAUUCACUCCUCUCUUUCCCGUGCAUCCCCGCCGGGCCCCCAAGACAUCCCAUCCAGCUCAUGCUUGGGUGCUCCAAUAUCCUCCAUUCUCCCCAUCAAACGCCCAUCAUGGCUUCAAGCACAUUCCUCAGCACCACCAACACCAGCGCGGCCAUGAACUCGACAUCGCAAUACAUGAGUCCCACCGACACCGCCCUCCUAGAAGCCUUCAUCCCCGGCUACUCCUUCAUCUCCCGCUUCCUCAUCUCCUACCUCCACAUCGACCUCUCCCAAUACAUUCCAUACAUCCUUACGGGCAUCGCGCUCGUCGCAUCUCUCCGCUACGUAUUCUCACAGGCCCGCGAGCUGAUCACCAAAUACUGCGUCUCCACGGCCGAAAUCCGCCUGGAAGAUGAAGUAUACAACUACCUGAUGUUCUGGAUGACGCAGCAGCCGUCCACCAACAAAUCCACCCAAUUUGUCGCCAACACCAAGAUCACCAGCGGCGCGCGGUACUACGACUCGGACGACGACGAGGAUAUGGGCGACGAAGACGACUACGACUCCGACGGCAACGUCAUCUCCAACUUCGACGACUACUGGGCCAAAACCGUCGCGCGCGACAAGUUCAAACGCCUGCGCUUCACCCCCCGCGAAGGCACGCACUACUUCUGGUUCAAGGGCCGUCUGCUCGCCUUCGCCCGCGAGAAGGAAGAGAACAACAACACCAUCUCAUACAUGCGCUUUGUGCCGGAGCGCCUCUUCAUCUCCUGCCUGGGCCGCGACCCCACCAUCCUGAAGGACCUCCUCCUCGAAGCACAAAAAGCAUGGGUGACCCGCGACGGAAGCAGCACCGUGAUCUACCGCGGCCAGAAAAACAGCGGCUGCACCGACUGGACGCGAUGCAUGGCGCGGCCCCCGCGGCCCCUCUCCACCGUGGUCCUCGACCACUCCCAGAAACAGUCCUUCAUCGCCGACAUCAAGGAAUACCUCCACCCCCGCACCCGGAGAUGGUACUCCAACCGCGGCAUCCCCUACCGUCGGGGCUACCUCCUGCACGGCCCCCCCGGCACAGGGAAAACGAGUCUCUGCUUCGCGGCGUCCGGCCUCCUGGGUCUCCCCCUCUACCUCCUCAACCUCAGCUCCAAGAGCCUCGACGAAGACGACCUCAUGUCCCUCUUCCAGGAACUGCCCCGUCGCUGCAUCGUCCUCCUCGAGGACGUCGACUGCGCCGGGAUCACCCAGAAACGCGCCCCCAACGCCUCCGACGAAUCCACCCCCGACAAACCCAAGAACAGCAACACCCCCAAUCCCCAAACCCCCGGCUCUUCCAAACCCGACGACCCCACCAUCGUCGACAAACAAGGCAUCACCCUCUCCGGCCUCCUCAACGUCAUCGACGGCGUCGCCGCCAGCGAAGGCCGCAUCCUCAUCAUGACCACCAACCACCCGGAGAAACUCGAUGCCGCGCUCCUCCGCCCCGGCCGCGUCGACAUGAGCAUCGCCUUCGGCUACGCCCAGACGGCGGACAUCCGCGAACUGUUCUCGUCCAUCUACUCGACCCUUGAAGGCGAUCUACGGGCUGUUCGCCGCAACGGUCCCAAGAAUGGCACCGCAAAGACAAACGGCGCCGGCCCCGCAAAGACAUCCGAGAAACACUCACCCUCCUCCUCCUCCUCCUCCUGUUCGACUCCUACGAUUUCUGCGCGCAUCGUCAAACUGGCUGACGACUUCGCGGCGCUGAUUCCAGCGGGCCAGUUCACGGCGGCGGAGAUCCAGGGAUUCCUGCUAAAUCACAAGGCGGAUCCGGAGGGCGCGGUGGAGGGAGUGCAGGGGUGGUUGGAGAAGACGGAGGUGAUGAGGAGGGAGAGGGUGGAGAAGGCGGCGUUGGAGGAGGCUUAGUUUGAUUUAGACUUGCUUCGCUUUCUUUUUUUUUUUUUUUUUU